ACCAAAAUGUUGAUUCUGCAAUUAAGUGUUUUCUUACUUAUAAUUUCAAUAAGAAUUCAAGCUAAUAGGACAGUGUCUGCCCCUAACACGUCUACCAAGAGAACCUUACAACACUUCGCUACCGAAGAUACGACAACACCUAGCCCCGAAUGGCUAGAAUAUCAACGUGAACGCUUCGGCAACACAAAGGACAUAGAGAGUUUAAAAAAAUUGCUUGAUCCUUCUUCACAACUCUUAAAAAAUAAACCUCUGUUAGAUAGAUCAGACCAGAACGUGAUGAAGCAGGAAGCAACAACAACUCAAAAGGAUAAUGCGCAUAGUGCGACAAUAGUUGAGCAGGUACCAAAUGCGGAUGAACCGCAGAAGGCCGAGGAAGUAAGUGACGACGAGAGAGAAGAAGAUGAAGAGAUAAGAUCUAAACAAGAAAGCACGAAUAUUUUUUCUUAUGUGGUAGAAGGCAUGCAAUAUCCAUCGCUGCGAGGAUUCCUCAAUUUUUUAAAAAGUGUGCAGCGUAGCUGGGUCAAGCAAUCAAGAUUGUCGAUCGAACAAAAAAUUAAUAAAUUAAAGCGAUUGAAAAAUAAAAUGAUGCACUUAAUUGAAGAUCAAUUCAAUAUGAUUUGGACGCCAAAGGUACAUAUGCGCCGCAAACGAGGUUUAUUGGAUGAAUCCAAUCUCAACUUUCCUCCAGAGGCAGCCUUAAUGAGUAUCAACUUUUUGACCUUCGCGGUUUUUUUAAUUAAAUUGGUACUACAAGUGGUGCACAUAAUUAAAAGUAAACAUUACACUCUGAGUGGAUUUGGUUUCAGUAGUGCCGAUACGAUGACAAAAGCUACAUAAAUAUUAAAAAUGUUAUUAGAAAAAAUAAAUAAAUGUGUGACUUAACUUACCAUUAAUCGAUGUUGUAUGUAUUUGCGUUUCAUAUUCACAAAUAAAAUUUACUUCCAAUAGUUUCACAGGAUUAUCGAGCUAGCACUGUUUUUUAUUAUUGAUCAUUGUUAUAUUGUACAUAUGAAUUUAGAUUUAUCUUCAGUUAUUUUAGUUUUUA
Messenger RNA from Anastrepha ludens (Mexican fruit fly), 1045 nucleotides. RefSeq lists its product as uncharacterized. NCBI's taxonomy places the organism in Eukaryota, Metazoa, Arthropoda, Insecta, Diptera, Tephritidae. The transcript is spliced from 3 exons. Bases 7 to 837 code for a protein of 276 amino acids. The record is from RefSeq and is a predicted model, not a curated record.